Molecule: messenger RNA, 1479 nt
Organism: Magnolia sinica
Lineage: Eukaryota; Viridiplantae; Streptophyta; Magnoliopsida; Magnoliales; Magnoliaceae
Product: ammonium transporter 2 member 5-like
Exons: 3
Coding region: 1-1425 (474 amino acids)
Biological process (GO): ammonium transmembrane transport
Cellular component (GO): plasma membrane
Molecular function (GO): ammonium channel activity
Source: RefSeq, a predicted model, not a curated record
AUGGCGCUUCCUUCAAACCUGGCCCCCGGUGAGGCAAGUCCCGAAUGGAUGAACAAAGGCGACAAUGCCUGGCAACUCACGGCUGCAACCUUGGUGGGCCUACAAAGCGUGCCCGGGCUCGUCAUCCUCUACGGUAGCAUUGUAAAGAAGAAAUGGGCUGUGAAUUCUGCAUUCAUGGCCCUUUACGCCUUUGCAGCCGUGCUAGUGUGUUGGGUUGGCUGGGGAUACCAAAUGUCGUUCGGUGAAAGGCUUCUCUUCUUCUGGGGACGGCCCGGCGUGGCCUUAGACCAAGGGUUCCUUUUGGAUAAAGCAUUUUCGGGCUUGUUCCCAACCGCCACGAUGGUCUUCUUCCAAUUUGUGUUUGCAGCAAUUACACUGAUUCUGAUUGCUGGUGCACUUCUUGGGCGAAUGAAUUUCAAUGCAUGGAUGUUGUUCGUGCCGCUGUGGCUCACAUUCUCUUAUACCAUUGGAGCUUUUAGCCUAUGGUGCCCGAAUGGAUUCUUGUUUAGGGCCGGCGUCAUUGAUUACUCAGGAGGCUACGUAAUUCACCUCUCGUCGGGUGUUUCCGGCUUCACCGCAGCUUUUUGGGUGGGCCCCAGGGCGAGCAAAGAUAGGGAGAGGUUCCCGCCAAACAACAUCCUUCUGAUGUUGGCAGGCGCCGGCCUGCUUUGGAUGGGUUGGACUGGAUUCAACGGUGGAGAUCCUUACGUCGCUAGCAUCGAUGCAUCUCUGGCCGUCCUUAACACACACGUGUGCGCGGCAACCAGCCUGCUGGUUUGGCUCCUUCUCGACAUCCUCUUCUUCGGAAAGCCUUCCGUCAUUGGCGCCGUACAGGGCAUGAUAACGGGCUUGGUAUGCAUUACCCCCGCCGCCGGAGUGGUUCAAAGUUGGGCUGCAAUCAUCAUGGGGAUUCUCUCAGGAAGCAUUCCAUGGUACACAAUGAUGGUGGUACACAAGAAGGUGGGACUACUAAAGAAAGUGGACGAUACAAUGGCCGUCUUCCACACGCACGCCGUUGCCGGUAGUCUCGGUGGAAUCCUCACAGGCCUCUUUGCUGAGCCCAAUCUCAACCGCCUCUUCUUCGGCUCCGAAGAUAAAUACAUAGGACUAUUAUAUGGGUUUCACGAUGGCCGCCCCAUUGCCGGCAUACGUCAAAUAGCCAUUCAGUUAGGGGGGAUUCUCUUUAUAAUCUGUCUCAAUAUCUUUACUACUAGCGUGAUAUGCUUGCUCAUAAAGCUUGUGGUGCCACUUCGACUGUCUGAAGAUGACAUGCUAGCUGGGGAUGAUGCCAUCCAUGGUGAGGAGGCAUAUGCAUUGUGGGGCGAUGGGGAGAAGUUGGAAUCAAAGCACAAUUCAGUCUAUGACGCCGAUGACUUUGCAAUGAUGGCGCCGAAAACCGGGGGCGGUGAGGUCCAGGUGACAUGAACUGUGUUAGUUCUAGUGGGGGUUUAGUAACUCUCUCUUCUUUUCUUUUCUUUU